AUGCUCACUGAACGAAAGCCUGAAAAGGCCGCGGAUACCUGUCCGGGCGCGAAGACAACGGGGGCGGAGUAUGAUAAUGGGAGCGAACUGACGGCAAAAUCGAGUGUUCUUGAGUUUGAAGAUGUAGUUCUCCACAAAAUGGAAGACCUCCUGGCCAAAAUCGAGCGCAAGAUGGCCAGCUGGGAGGCGUACGGUGCGGCAGCUGUGGAUCACCAAAUUGACAGCGCUCUUCAAAUCCUGAGCCAGCUUGAGCAAAACGUAGUAAAACAGCAGCGCGAACGGGCAGAGGCAUUCCUCAAAGUUGUCGAAAAGCACUGCCAAGAUGUGAUCAAGACUAAGGAGUCAGUUGCCCAGAAGGCGGCUGCUGGGCUCAAGUUCUUUGAGGAUAUGGUCCUGAAGAUCGAGGAUUCGUAUGCGGCACACUCUGUUCAGACUGCAUUGGAGCGUGCCCGCUCUAACGGACUCCUCAGUAUCGACGAACUUCCAGACGGCUGGAAAGACAACCCGUAUAUUAUCAACGGCUACCGGUUCUGCCGCAACCACACCGAGUGUAUCAGCUCAGUUGGUCGUCUGCACAAUGAGACGGCUAAUAUUUGGACACACGUUGUUGGGUUUAUUGUACUCCUCGGGUUGGCGUUCUACGAAAUGCCUUCCACCGAUACUUGGCAGGCCCUGACCUGGGUGGAUCGGAUCCCUGUCGUCGUAUUUAUUAUUGCAGCUCUCAAGUGUCUUUUCUGUUCCGUCACUUGGCACACGUUCUGCAACAUCGCCCAUUUGCACAUAAAGCAGCGCAUGUCGUGUGUCGACUAUACUGGAAUUACUGUUCUGAUUGCUGCUUCUAUUGUUACCACUAUCCAUGCCUCACUAUAUUGUCACCCCGUCGCUCGCACUUUCUACACUAUUCUCACAUCGCUGUUUGGCGUAGGUGGCGUUCUCUUCACAUGGACUCCCUCCUUUGAUUCGCCAGAAGCCAGGCACACCCGGGUUAUUUUCUUUGUGAGCUUUGCCCUGUCUGGUGUCGUAGCCGGACUGCACGCAAUGAUAUAUCGAGCGGCCUCUGAGGUAGUCGUGUUCUACCUGCCGGUGGUCAAAAGCCUGCUUUGUUAUGCCGUUGGCAUCGUCUUUUACGCGUUCCUCAUCCCCGAGCGCUGGAUGCAGGGCACCAUUGUCGACUAUAUUGGCAUGUCCCACAACCUAUGGCACUUGUGCGUCUUUGGCGGUAUCUACUACCACUACAAGGCAACGCUUUUACUUUUCGAAGAAGCUAAAUCGUUCGUUUGUGCAUAA
This is a messenger RNA of Wickerhamiella sorbophila, 1287 nucleotides long. RefSeq lists its product as uncharacterized. Lineage: Eukaryota; Fungi; Ascomycota; Dipodascomycetes; Dipodascales; Trichomonascaceae. Gene Ontology annotation, molecular function: signaling receptor activity. Gene Ontology annotation, cellular component: membrane. The record is from RefSeq and is a predicted model, not a curated record. Bases 1 to 1287 code for a protein of 428 amino acids. The transcript has a single exon.